AUGAGCCAAUCUGACAACUGGCCAAGCGAUGCGGAUGAUUGUCAAAGCCACUUGACUUCUGACGACGAGGUGUCUCAAAAUGUUUCUACUGCUCCGAGGAGCCGCCUGCGACCUGCAGGAAAAGCCCCCGUAACACUGCUGUACGACUGCCAGACAUCGGACGAAGACGAGCUAACGAUUCCGUACAAUGUUGAAUGGAAACUGUUUUGGAGGCGUCUCCUACAACCGAAGUUGGAGACGGCGAUGGAGAAGAAACCUUGCCGGGUGGAUGACACAGAAAUCGUGAUGUCAACAACCCAUCGUAGCACCGGACCCUUUCGAAAGCGUUUCGCAAACCUAGACAUCGAAUGGCUAGUCAUUGAGAAACAGCUGCAAGACUGGAAUGAGCUGCCCAAUACAGGCAAGAAACGCAACCUGAUCACUAUUAACAUAACGUUCGAAAGCACGUACAUCGAGAGCAACAAAGUGACCAGAGGCAGGGCGACAGUCAAUCAGCUGGAAGAAUUACAAGCCAGAAUCGGCGAUGGGGCCGUUCUCAGCCGUGGCGUUUGCGUCAAGAAGGCGUUUGCCCUUAUGAGGUGCCCUGGCCCCCCAUGCAAAAAGGGCAGCGACCACUGCUGGCAGUCUGAUGGCCAACACUACCCGCUUCAUCCUCACCACGUGAAGAUGCUAGCCGAUCACUUACAAGCAGGAAAGCCACUUGAUGGGCAUGAUGAUGUCCCCGAAACUUUCCGCAGAUUGGUUCUUGAUGACGAACGUGACCGUCAGUCUCGAGAGGAAAACGAACGAGCGAAACGCAAGCGGAGACGUCCAGGUUCGGAGAAUCUGACCAUAAAUCCCCCGAACCCAGCUCAGCUUGCCCAUGAUGGUCGCACGAUUAUUCCAGCGAUGGUGUUCCCAACCACACCCCUCAUGGGCUUUGCGCAGCGCAGCGAAGACAAUAUUCGGGCGCAUACCACAUGGCUGAAACAUGGCGCGUCUGAUGAGCAGAAGGGACAUUACGAGUUUAUGCAGCAGCUGGCCCUGCGAAAUGGCUAUGACCUCGAUUACAUGCACAGUAAUAAAGAACGGGUAUGCGUCUUUUCUAUGGACGAAGGUGUGCCUGAGGGCUUUGCAUGGCGUUAUGUGUCUGGCGUUCCAUGGUUCAAGAAAGAACGGGAGAAAGCCGCAGGCAAUUAG
Molecule: messenger RNA, 1179 nt
Organism: Beauveria bassiana ARSEF 2860
Lineage: Eukaryota; Fungi; Ascomycota; Sordariomycetes; Hypocreales; Cordycipitaceae
Exons: 2
Coding region: 1-1179 (392 amino acids)
Source: RefSeq, a predicted model, not a curated record